Molecule: messenger RNA, 29708 nt
Organism: Paramuricea clavata
Lineage: Eukaryota; Metazoa; Cnidaria; Anthozoa; Malacalcyonacea; Plexauridae
Source: the annotation of a GenBank genome assembly
AUGGGAAAUACAAUUUCCCGUUGUUUGGGUCGUAAUCAUGAUCCCGAACAAAAGAAGAGGAAACGUAAAGCCGAAAGGCCGAAAGGCAAAGCAAAAAAGGAAUUGGAGAUCGCCAUGUUCGCGAUGCCAGAGAAAACGUCGAACUACAUGGGACUACCUGUGCAAUCCUACCAGGCAAGUCAUCACAUUGGUGCUUAUAUUUUUUUGAAAUGUUUUUUGUACUAAUUCUAAAGCCCGGUCAAACGAGGGAAAGAGUGGAGAAACGAGAGUUUGCAUGAGAGUUUUCUCAACUCCCUCAUACCCCAGACAAACACGAACAAGAGUUCGCAUGAGAAUUGACAAACGAAAGUUUGCAUGAGAGUUUUCACAACUCACAUGCCCCAGUCGAAUGAGAACAAGAGUUGCGCGAGAGUUGAGAAGCGAGAGUUUGCAUGAGAGUUUUCUCAACUCACAUUCCCCAGUCAAACGAGAACAAGACUGGGUUGAGCGAGAGUUUGCAUGAGAGUUUUCUUAACUCACAUGCCCCAGUCAAACGAGAACAAGAGUUGCGCGAGAGUUGAAAAGCGAGAGUUUGCAUGAGAGUUUUCACAACUUACAUUCCCCAGUCAAACGAGAACAAGAGUUGCGCGAGAGUUGAAAAACGAGAGUUUGCAUGAGAGUUUUCACAACUCACAUGCCCCAGUCAAACGAGAACAAGAGUUGCGCGAGAGUUGAGAAGCGAGAGUUUGCAUGAGAGUUUUCUCAACUUACAUGCCCCAGUCAAACGAGAACAAGAGUUGCGCAAGAGUUGAGAAGCGAGAGUUUGCAUGAGAGUUUUCUCAACUCACAUGCCCCAGUCAAACGAGAACAAGAAUUGCGCGAGAGUUGAGAAGCGAGAGUUUGCAUGAGAGUUUUCUCAACUCACAUGCCCCAGUCAAACGAGAACAAGAGUUGCGCGAGAGUUGAAAAGCAAGACUUUGCAUGAGAGUUUUCACAACUCCCUCAUACCCCAGACAAACGCGAACAAGAGUUCGCAUGAGAAUUGACAAACGAAAGUUUGCAUGAGAGUUUUCACAACUCACAUGCCCCAGUCAAACGAGAACAAGAGUUGCGCGAGAAUUGAGAAGCGAGAGUUUGCAUGAGAGUUUUCUUAACUCACAUGCCCCAGUCAAACGAGAGUAAGAGUUCUCUUUCUCUUAAACCGCGAAAAAUGUAGCGCAUGCGCAGACAAAUUUCCCACCUGUUACAUUUGCCUCGAUAUGCCAGGAGCAUGCGCUGGACUAAUCACGCAUGAACGCAGGCUCUCAUGCCUUGAACGCAGGCGCGCGAGCAAACAACAUCACGAACACGCGCACGUCAUUUUUGACGCAAGAUAAAAUUAUUAUAACUGUAAAUUUUGUAACUGUAAUACGUCUUUGAUAAUGGCUGCCAUGUAGGUAACCGAAACGUCAGAAAUAAUUUUUAAAAAUGUAAUCUGGAUGAUCGUACAACAAACUAAAUUGAUGGAAAAGCCCGGAUUCAAGCCCUUCAGUGAACUUUAUUGGUGCUACAAGUUACAUUAAAAUAAUCAGUAUGAUAUCAACUGGCCCAAAAGAAAAGAAUUGCAAACGAAACCAUGUGCCCCUAUGUAUAGAAGUUCCAUGCAAGACACCUCCCUGAUAUAACUAAAAUCUGUAACGUGUAUUUAAUAACGAACCGCAAACUGGAAAAACACUCUGGGAAUGUCUAGUGCGCUGGAAAUAACCAUGCCUAAUGAAACGUAUGAAACAACACCUUAUAAUUUUAGGUAAAUGGUGAAAUCCCGGCUUCACACCAACUGUUUUAUUUAUAGCGACCAGCGGGAUUAUCCCGCUGGUCGCUAUAAAUAAAACAGUUGGUGUGAAAUCUGAACAAGCAGAAAUUGUCACUACCAAGUCGUCCAAAAUGCAUAUAUUAGUACCAACAGACAAUGGGGAUUUUGUAAGUCUGCUCUUUAUACUGGUUUAUGUUGUUUGUUGUGUUUGGGUUGAUAAUUAUUUUACAAUCCUUGUUUGUUUAUUGUUUAUUGGCCUUGUUUAUUAAACAACUUUAUUGGUGCUACAUAUUACAUUAAAAUAAUCAGUAUAAUAUGAUCAACUGGCCCAAAAGUAAAGAAGCAAACGAAACUAUGUAUAUAGAAGUCCCAUGCAAUGCAUCUCCCUGAUAUAUACUAAAAUUUGUGAAACGCGUAUUUAAUAACGAACCGCAAAAAACUGGAAUGGACUUAAUUUGAGAAAGUCUAUAGUGCCCUGGAAAUAAUCAUGCUAAAUGAAACUUAUGAAACAACACCUUAUAAUUUUAGGUAAAUGGUGAAAUUCCUCUGGUCUCUAUAGAUAAAUUGGAUGGUACUCAAAUAGUUGGGGUGAAAUCUGAACAAGCAGAAAUUGUCACUACCAAUUUAGUACCAACGGACAGUGGGGAUUUUGUAAGUCUGCUCUUUAUACUGGUUGUCGUUUGUUGUGUUAAGCUGAUGAUUAUUUUUUAAUCCUUUUUUGUUUGUUUGUUUAUUCCUUAAUAAGUUCUUUGAACAUGUUAUUAGCACAUAUUAUUAUUAUUUGCUGACAUAUUAUUAGCAUCCGGGCUUACGGACGACGAAAGCUUUGCAGUAAUAAAUUUACGUGGUGUUUCCACAAACAAAAACAAUUAUGUUUAUUCCUUGUUUAACAACUUUAUUGGUGCUACAGAUUACACUACUAAGCCUACUAAUAAACAACUAGUUCAGUGGUAGUGCAAAUAACAUUAAAAUAAUUGGUACAACAUAUCAACUGUCCCAAAAGGAAAGGUGCGAACGAUAUACUAUGUAUAUAGAAAUCCCAUGCAAAAGGCAUCUCCUUGAUAUAACUAACAUUUGUCAGACGCGUGUUUAAUAACGAACGAACUGCUAAAAAAAACUGGAAAUAACUUUGGGAAAGUCUAGUGCCCUGGAAAUAAUCAUGCUUAAUGAAUCUUAUGAAACAACAUCUUAUAAUUUUAGGUAAAUGGUGAAAUCCCGCUGGUCUCUGCAGAUAAAACGGAUGGCAUUCAACCUGCUAUCGGUGUGAAAUCUGAACAAGCAGAAAUUGUCACUGCCAAAUUAUUAGUACCAACAGACAGUGGGGAUUUUGUAAGUCUGCUCUUUAUGCUGGUUUAUGUUGUUUGUUGUGUUUGGACUGCAUGAUGAUUAUUUUACAAUCCUUGCCGUUUCUUAUUGUUUAUUGACCUUGUUUAACAACUUUAUUGGUGCUACAGAUUACAUUAAAAAAUUAUUAUUAUUAACUGGCCCAAAAGGAAAGGAGUGUAAGGGAGACUAUGUACAGGGUGUAUAAAAAAAAUGUAAUCGAACUUCAGCGUGCUAUUGUAUCCGAAUUACUCUGAGUACAUGCAUGAACGAGAUUUUAGCACAUUCGGAAAGAUCAUGCUUUUAGCUGUUGAAUGAUAUCUUCUUCAUGCCAAAUGGAUAAAAAAUGAGCAAAUACGAAUCCGAUAAAAAAUGUUAGUCAGAAUCACAUAUAUUUUCACCGUUGAGAGUUGGGUCUAAAACCAUUGAAAAUGAACUCCCUUUGGUACUUAAGUUGAUGAAUUUCAUUUCAUUAAACUACGCACAUAUUCAUAAAGUAAGAAUAAAUCUUAGCUAAGCUACGACACGUUAGUGAUUAAUUGCUUUUUCUUUUGUUAUGUAUUGUUUUAAUUAGGCACAGAGGUGAAAAUAUGCGAUUUUGACUAACAUUUUUGAUCGGCCUCGUACAUGCUUAUUUUUUCUCCACUUGGUAUGAAAAGCAUGUCAUUCAAUAGCUAAAAGCCUGAUCUUUCCAAAUAUGAAAACCAAUUGUUCAUACGCCGAGCGAUUCACGUAUAAUAGCGCGCUGAAGUUCGAUUACCUUUUUUUCUUUCACCCUGUAUAGAAAUCCCAUGCGAGGCACCUCCCUGAUAUAACUAAUAUUUGUGACGCAUAUAGUUAAUAACGAACCGCGAAAAAAACUGGAAAGGACUUUGGAAAAGUCGAGUGCCCUGAAUCUGCUUGUAGACCAGCUGCUUGAAUACCGUGUAAUGGUAUUCAAGUAGUUGGUGAACAAGCAGAAGUCAGCCAAGUCGUCUGAGAUGAAUUAUAUUAAUAUAUUAAUUUCAGACGACUUGGCCGACUUCUGCUUAUUCUUUCCUCAACACGAGGGAAGGGCCUGGGAACGAGGUUGGCUACUCAUUUGAAACUAUAUACGAAGUGCCAUUCAACAGCGCCUCUCUAUCCUUGACAAUUCUUCUACAACAUUGACGUGAUGACAUUCUUUGAUAUCUUAUUUUGAAAUUCUACUGAAUUUUACCGAUUGUGCUGCCUGUUGAAAUUGGCGUCAUUGUCUGUUCAAAUUGCAUCUCCUGUUCUUUUGAAAAGUCGGGUUACGGAAAAGUUAAUAGUGAUCGCCAGCGACAAAAUUUUCAUACAACUGUUAUUCAAUGUGGAAACAGUCUUGAACGAACUGAAAUAAGCCUUGUUCGUAGAACAACAACCAAUUAAACAUGUUUCAUGUAUGUUUGGCUGUUGAUCUGUAAACGAGGCUUGGAACUAAACUGUUUCAAAGAUGAAUUAAAUUCCAAAAUGAUCAUUGGUCUUAAGGCCUGAUUCCACGGGCGCUUUUUCUCGGCGAAAUGCGAAAUAUUUCGCCUGUUUCUUUUGAAUUGUGAGCAAUCAAGUAGAAAUAAUUUAUUCGAGUAGUCGGGAUUCAAAAGAAACAGGCGAAAUAAUUCGCAUUUCGCCGAGGAAAAGCGCUCGUGGCAUCAGGCCUUUAGAGCAAGUUCGAGUGGUAUCGAAAAGCUCAAAGGUUCCACCACAAUCUUCACUACAUUGUCAAUUAACCUGCAUGCUUGAAAAUGUUUGGACCUAUUCCCUAAUGAACGAAAUUUUGGUCUAGACAAAUAUUUUUUCAAGGCUUGCAAAAACAUCACAAAAUUAGUAAUAUACCGAAGUUGUAAAAUGCGGAUAAUAUAGCCCUGCAAAGUUUGCCGUUUUUCAGUCAUUUUCACGAGAAAUUGAUACCUUUUCUCAGAAAGCGGAAUCAAUUUCCCGUGCGUAAUACAAGAUAGAGAGUUUAUUUUAAAGCUUCGCGGUAUACAGCAAACGUCAGGCAAAGAAAAAUUUUACGGUACAGGCAAUAAAGAGUAAAUGAACUUGCUGUUUUAAAACUGCAAUGCAUGACAAUUCUUUCGACACAAGAAAGAAAAUAUGAAACGAAAACGUUCAACGGAAAUUUUGCGAAGAAAGUUCCAACCUGCCGUUUUGCCGUUCCCGGAAACGCGAACAAACUUCGCAGGGAUAUAUUAUCCGCAUCAGUUACAACCUUUCGCAACGAAAUUACUGGAAUAUUACUAAUUUUGUGAUGCUCAGUCAAGCUAUGGCGAAAUGUUUGUCCAGACUUGUCUAGAUCAAAAUUUUGUCCAUUAAUUAAGGAAUGCGCCCAUUAGGACAAAUCGGUAAAACAAAAUAUACUUGUUUUGCCGAUUUGCCCUAAUGGGCCGAUAGUUUAUGACUAUUGAGCAGCGCAGGAAUAUUUUAAUUGAAAGAUUGAGCGGAAGUGACAGCAGAAGUAACAGCUAUGACGAUGGUGAAGAAUAUAACACAACGCACGCCUCGAUUUUUCAAGGUAAUUAAAGGUUAUUUCGAAGAAUCGAGGCGUGUGUUGUGCGAUCCACUGCAAACAAAUCCUUGGGCAUCUUGAGGAGGACUUGUUAUGAGUUAACGGAUACACAUGUACAUGUGAGGAUAAUAGACCUUUCCAAGGUUUCUACCGCCAUAUUGCAGGGGGUGCAAAAACAUUGGGGCGAGCGCGCCGCCACCAAUGGCGCCCAUACUAUUUCCUAUUGAGUGAGUGAAAAUUACCUUUUGACAUUUUGUCCUUUUUCUCAAAAAAUUUCUAUACAAGCAUAUCCAAUUUUUAUUUUUAGAUAAUCGCUGGGUUUUUUCUGAUAUGUGGCCGAGAUUUCUUGCUAAUCGAAGGACAGGAAGUAAUAAAAAACGGCGGCUUUUGUUGCACACCUUGACCGACGUUUGAGCGAUGAUUCUUAUUAUUUCGUUUGUUUAACCGAUCUUUGGAAGAAUAUUUGUCCAUUAAGUGUGUAAGUCCUUUGGUGUCCGCCAUUAUUACUGUUUAUAUUUGUAUAUUUGUACAAAAUCAUCGCUCAAACGUCGGUCAAGUUGUACAACAAAAGCCGCCGUUUUUAUUACUUCCUGUCCUUCGAUUAGCAAGAAAUCUCGGCCACAUAUCAGAAAAAACCCAGCGAUUAUCUAAAAAUAAAAAUUGGAUAUGCUUGUAUAGAAAUUUUUUGAGAAAAAGGACAAAAUGUCAAAAGGUAAUUUUCACUCACUCAAUAGGAAAUAGUAUGGGCGCCAUUGGUGGCCGCGCGCUCGCCCCAAUGUUUUUGCACCCCCUGCAAUAUGGCGGUAGAAACCUUGGAAAGGCCUAUGAUAUAUUUGUCUCUGGUAAAGUCGACGGAAAGUGAUGGUUCUCAAGUAUGGUCCCCACAAACUACUAACUUGAUGAAGAGCAUAGAGAACGUACAAAGACGUGCUACGCUCUGGAUUUUGGGAAUAAAACGCUGAGAUUUUGCCCCACGUGGAACGUUAAAAAAAUGGAACUUCUACCUGUUGCCUAUGUGAUAGAGAGUUCAGAGGUUUACUGUUCUACUAUAAAUAUAGAAACGGUCUCAUUGACCUUGACUGAUAUGGGAAAGCUGACGUCAGUUGGCUGUAGUCGAACCAGAUGGGGUUCAUCGUCUUACCUAUACAGAUACCCUAUAUUGCAUAACUGGCAGUACUUUUAAAAUGUCAUAUACUUUAAUAGAAUUGUUAAUUUGUGGAACUUUAUCCUAAAUGUAGCUCCUCCUGAUACGAUUUCAAUUAUUUCUAUCGCUUUAAAACGUCUUGUAUAAGAUUUACAAAGACCUUCUUUUUAAAGCUACGUUUACUGCACGCUGCAAUCAAUCGUGUACGCCGAUUCGUUUUCUGGUGUAUGCCAUUGAGUAACCACGCGUAAGCUGGCUACAUUUGAAAAUUCUUUUUAAUGAAAAGGCAAUGAAUUAUGGCGCCAGUACUCAUUUUAAUACGCCAGAAUACGAAUCGUACACGACAAAUCGCAGCGUGUAAACGUAGCUUAAGAUAUUUGAUCCAGAUUUAACAUGUACUUAUACUCGCUGAAUAAGACGUGUUCAUGUCAUAGUCUAUAUAUUUUUAAUUAAAUCUUACUUAAUUUUAUAUUAUUAUUUUUUUGUAUUUUGGGCUGACAGCCAGCAUGGGACAUCGCGUCCCUUUCGUGUCUAGCCUUAUUUCGCUGUUACCAAAUUAAAGUUGUUAAACAAUCACCCGUAGCAAGGUUCGUACACGACUUAAAAUUGCGACGUAAAUAAAUUUAAAAGCAUAUAUGGGAAUUAAAAAUUAACUUUGUCUUAUUUGAAAGAACCUUUAAAGUUCCAUAUGAAGACCCUUUACAACGUUUUCGUACCUUGCUUGGUUUUCAAAAUAUUUUGACCAAAAACAGUACAUGUGCAGUCCGCCAUGCAUCUUGGUAUUAUAAUUGACCUACUUAACUGAGUUUUUUAUGACGUCACAAGCAGGGUAGACUUGUUACAACUUCUUCAUGUGGGACUAAAUUUCUUCGAAAAGUUUCUUAAAAUGUUGUGAGUUAAACGAGUAAUUAAAAGACCUCGGAAAAUCGAGUUUCAUACAUAUAUAUCUUAUACAGCUAUUUCAAUUAAGGUUGUCCACGAGCAACUACGGCGGAAAAGUCGAAUACGAGCGCGAAAGGCUGCUGGGAACCGCUUUGAAAAUUAAUUAAUUUGUUAGCGAUUCCCAGCAGCCUUUCGCGCUCGUAUUCGACUUUUCCGCUUUGCUCGUGGACAAUCUUAAUUGAAAUAGCUGUAUACACUAGAUAGUGCAUCUAAUUAUUUUGCAAUUCAAAAAUUGAAGCCGUGAUUGCAGUCUCGGGUCGUUCCCAUGAAAUGAGAAGAUUCGUAUGUUUUUUUAUUUCUUAAACAGGGAACUUAAACAUUAAGUUAACCCUAUUCCAAAUAUACAUUUUUAAACUAUUCAAAUGACGAAAGUUAUUGUUGUUUUUAAGCGUUUAUUAGCAAGUGGGAACGACCAACAUGGCUGGCAUCUAUUCACUGAAUGGGGGGUAACCGCUGGAAUAUUCAUGCCUAAUUCAAUUUUACUAAAUCAGAUGCGCUAUCUAGUAUAUAUAAGAUAUCUAUGGUUUCAUAUUGAUAUUAAAUGAUCCAGCAUUUUGAUCCGGAAAAACAAGUUGAUUUAUUUAGAAAAACAAGCAUAAUAUACGGACUAAUUGUAAAGAAAGUUUAUAUAUCACUUUAUAUGUUUUAUAUCAAAUAAGACAAACUUAGGGGCGGACCAUUUGACUUUUGAGGGGGGGUGGAAGAUUUCGAAAAAAAAUUUCCUGCAACCCAAGGAGAAAGAAAAAAAAAUCAUGCAGCACAAAAUCGAGAAAAAAAAAUAUCAUGCAAAAGAGAGCGCUCAAAAAAAAAUUUUCUACAUGUAACUCUACUGAUGCUCUUCACUUCAGUAUUGUGUCCACAGGCUUGCAAGAUUUUGCAUUUUUGAGCAGGCACAUUUGCUUAAAAGAACACGGGGUGAACAGUGGAUAACAUCACAGGGAUUCUACCGCCUUUGGAGCCUCUGACAUACGAUAGCCAGUGGUGUUCCCUGGCAAAAUUGUUGCCCCCCCCUGAGAAAAUCUGGGCUUAAGAUAAUUAUCCAUGGCUGAAAACGCAGGAAAUAGCAUUUCCGAGGUUCAAAUUUUAAAAUUUUCUCGGGGGAGCAUGCCCCCGAACCCCCCAAGGUUACAGGUCAUUCAUAUACUGUACCCUCCCCCAUUUUCGAGUACUCUACUCUAUCCCUGCAUGUUUUAGGUUUUGGUGCAGUUAUACAUUCUUUGUAAGUAAACUUGCACGCUUUAGUGUGGGGAACAUUAAGACAUAACCAUAUAUAAAAUAAAGCACAGUGAAAAUUCCUUGGCCCCUCUUGGGAUUCAGUUCUCGGCCUCCCCUGACUGAAAACCCCUGCUACGUCUCCGAUGAUAGCUAUAUGAAAGCCUAAAGUUACUGUAAGCCGUUAUUAUGAGAGGCAAAAAAAAUAUCCUGCGGCCAAAUAUAUUGGGAAAAAAAUAUCUUGCGCUGCACUUUUACAGGAAAAAAUAUCUGUCUCGUUCGCCUGGGCGGAAAAAAAAUUCUUGCACAGACUGAAUCUUCCACCUCCCCCCUCAAAAAUCAAAUGGUCCGCCCCUUAUGUUGUGAGUUGAGAUUUUAGACGGUACACCAAAUAGAAAAUCAUCUCUGUAAUUUUGCUUAUAUUGCUGUGAAUAUUUAGCAACGUUGAUUAAAAGGUUGCAUGCUAUGAUGCUAUAAACUAGAAAAAAAGAGCUAUAAACAAAGUAUUAAUUUUGAGAAGUAUGCCAAAAAUAUUGUAGGUUUUGAAACGUCUUCAUGGCAAAUAAUAACAUAGACAAAAUUGGUUCUUAAUCACAUUAAGACAUUGAUAUAUCAGUGUGACAGCUAUAUAUAUAUAUAUAUAUAUAUAUAUAUAUAUAUAUAUAUAUAUAUAUAUAUAUAUAUAUAUAUAUAUAUAUAUAUAUAUAUAUAUAUAUAUAUAUAUAUAUAUAUAUAUAUCAGUAUGACAGUAUGACAGAUGUUUAUCAGGAAAAAGUCCACAUGUUAUGGUAAAAAGUGUAAAGAACUGAGUUUUUCAGCUUAAUAAGGUGGUCAUGCGUUGGCAAUCUAAUCCCCUAACAUAUUUUGGCUGGGAAUGAAGUACUAUAAAUUUAUCUCAUCACAGGUCGUAGGUUCCCUCGAAGACCAAAACAUCAAGUUAUUGUCGAGGCAAAAUUUGAUGGCGAGACGUUGUGCACAGAUCCAAUUAAUCAUACCGAGAGUCCAAACUUUACAACUGAGUUGGCAUGGGAGUUAGAUAAGAAGGCGUUACAUCAGCACAAGUUACAAAGAACACCUAUAAAACUACAGGUUUGAUGAUUUGAUAUAAUUUCUUUUAUUUCAUCAUCUUUAUUGGACACAUUAAAAAAUCCCUUUUGUCAUGUCUGCUUUUGUGUAGUGUUUUGCAAUUGAUACAAUUGUAUCCCAAAAAGAAAUGGUUGGCUAUAUCAUUCUGGAUUUGCGAUCCGCCCAAGCAAAAUUACAGGUACUAUAGGUGAUCAAUCUGAAUAAGUAAAUGUACAUAAGUGAAUGUAAUAUACAUGUAUAUGGUAUAAUAACUGUAUUACCUAGAAAUAAAUAUGAUAUUCAAUUGAUAGCUAUAUUUGACAUAUACUUUCAGCAAUCAGCUGUGUAUCACUAGUAUUACUAAUAUCACUUUUAGAUCAGUUUAUUUAAAUUAGGAUUGUUUGACAUUGAAACAAAAACUAGACUAGCAUGAUAGUAAACUUGUGACCUUACAGUACCUUAGUAUCAAAAGCUGUUGAAGGUUUCUAAGUGGAUUCUAACCCUAGAUUGUCAUUAUGUAUAAAAUCAAUCUGUUAAUUAGGAUUUUGUAAUUAUUGACAUCAAUUGGAAGAAAAUAGGGUAUUUAUAGGUAUAAAAAAUGACAGCUAAAAAUUGUGAAUUAUUGCAUGCUGAAUGUUAUGUUCUAGCGUCCACAGUGGUUUCCACUACUGAACAGUAAAUACCAGCGUCUGAAGCCAGAAAUACAAGUUAUGCUAAAUUUAGAAGAUGAUUCAUUGAAAAAGCAGGAACAGAGGUCACCACCACAACAUUCCACACCCAGUAGGAAAGGUGUGUUGUCACUUGCUGUAUCUUAUUUGAAAUUCAUUGUAUUUACACUCUUGAUGGAUUCCUUUUGAAUUGCAUUCAAUUAAUUAAAAACAUUAAAAAUUAAGCACCUAAUCAAGUAUUAUUCAUUCAACGACUUUUGAAAAUUAUUGGGGGAUGAGAUGUCGCCAUCGUCCCCCUCUUACCCCCGUUGCCCCCUUAACUUUACGAAAACGCUUUACUCGUUUUUGUUUUUUCUACAGAUGACAUAGAUCCACUGGGUCUUCAACCAGUUUUGAAUGAAGAGAAAGGUUUUUACCAGCUUGGACCAAACACUGAGUCAUCAGAGAUUUUUGUUCUGUCUGUUACCAUUAGUUACGCUGUGAACUUAGCAAAGGUAAAUACUAAAACGUAUAAUAUAUUUGUGCGUACUUAGGUAUGUACUUUGCCAACACGUACAGGUAUGGUAGCGGUAUCCAGAUCUGACUAACAUCUUGUACUUUUUCUGUAGCUAAUUCCAUCAUCCUUUGUCGUGCCGGAUGGUCAAGGGUUUUACUUUCAAUAUAGUUUAUUUGGCAAUAAUGUUUCCAGUGACGUCUUCUCUGACUUACUCCAACCAAAUUUCUCACCAGAACGGGCUUCUGUGAGGAUACGUUCUCAGCUGAAACUACUUCGAGUUUUUCUGAAAAUUUUUCCUGGAAUUAAGGUAAGGUAUACUAAAAGUCGAGUGGUCACUAUUUUGGUCAGUAUUUACUGCAUGAUCAUCUCACUAGGGACGCAUCCAGGCUCAACAGGGGAUGUAUAUUUUAAGACACUGGGAUUAUUUAAGAAAUAUAAAACCGCGUGCUUUGGUGGUGUUACACGUACAUGCUCAUUUCACAACCAACAUUUUAUGUCAAAACAACAUGAAAAGUUUGAAAACAUCACUGUAAAAAUAACCACUUUCUGCUCAAAAAUGGUUAUUUUCCCGCGCAUAAUGCAAAUAUAUACAAAAUUUGCGAAUUUCACAGGGCUAUAUUUUCCUCAUUUUUCAACAAUUUGCAACCGAACUUUGCAAUUUCACUCAUUUUAAGAUGCUCUUUCCAGCUAUGGUAAUGGAUUUCGUUCUUCUUGACUCAGGGCUGCAAAUAAAUAUUUGACUUGACAGGACAUUUGCCCGAUCACUUUUAAUUUUGGUCGGACAUAACUUGAAUUUGGUCGGACAAAAACCAACACCACUAAAUUUGGUCGGACAUAUAUACGUCACAAGAUAUAUAUAAGUCACGAGACAAGUAUAUGUAUAGCCAUUCCGGCGCAACGUUAAGUAAAAUGCUAGAAUGCCUCGUAAAUUUUAUUGCAAAAUACAAAUGGAGUGAAUUUGCAAUCGGAUUUUGUCACAGCAAAAAAUGUAUAAUGUGACGAUUUUUUUUUGUGAUCUGACCAAUGUCCGAGCAAAAUUACUUUUGCUCGGACAUUUGCCAAAUUUAGUCGGACAUUGUUCGAUGUCCGACAGUAAUUUGCAGCCCAGUUGACUAGAUCAAAAUUUCGUCUUUGCAGUAGCUGAAAUCAUCCAUUGUUACAUUUUAUUGUAGAUCAUGUUGUAUUGCGGUGGUCGUCCAUUGGGUACAACGAACAUCUCUCUACACUCUUUAAUUGCUACUGAUGAACCACUGACUGCUCCUGCCGUACUACAAGCAUUAUUUCCUCUUACAUCUUCCAAUGACGAACCUCACUCCGGGUCUAGCGAGUUUCCAGCUAUUGGCGUUUCUGUAGUGUUGAAGAAUGACGACAUGAAUGUGCCUCCUGCUCAAGAAACACAUACGGUUGGAAAUAUGCUGCCAACAAGCAGCCAUCGGGUAUGUAACAAGUAUUACAUAUACCGUGGGUGUCCCGCUAUUUGAAAAGGGCGCUUUGAUAUUUGAAAAUGGCGUUUUGCUAUUUGAAAAGGGCGUUUUGGCAUUUGAAAAGGAGUCCCGCUAUUUGAAAAGGGCGCUUUGCUAUUUAUACUUUGCUCGCCGUCUAUACUUGUGGGACUUUAGCCUAAUAACUUUGUUUGGAAAUCAUAGGGACAAGACGAAGAACGUUCCAGUAACACACUGAGAUCAGAAAUUCCACAGAAGAAUGGACAGUGUGAAACCAACGAACGAGUGGAGAACAAGGCAGAGAAUCUGAAGGUAAGAAGUUAAUGGAAAAUUAGGCAAAUUAGGCUUUCUUGUAAAAACUUAGGUAGGGUAUGUCGGUUUUAACUUUUUUUUUAACUUUUUUUUUUAAUUUUCCUAACAACCGGACGCCAUGUUUGUUUCGUUAGUGCUUCCACAUCCAAAGAUAAAUUUCCCUAAUAUUGCCUCAAAUUUCCAUUUUCCACAAACGUUUUCCUCUAAGUGGAAACACUUACAAGCAUGGUCCAAUAAAAAAGUUUAGGGUCGGGAUUUCGGCGUCCAAAAGCUAGGUAGGGUCGGGAAACCAGAGACCCACACAUCCCCCCCCCCCCCCCCAACAAUAUAUGUGACCUAUUUGAUUGUGAAGCAUAACUGCAAUUUGCACUCAGAUUUAACUGUUUUCAGCCUUUUACUGUAGUUUGUCUUGUUUUGCUGAGCAGAGUAAAUUGAAUACGUAAUUAGCCCAUUGUAAAAUGAAUACGUAAUUAGCCCAUGCAUCACUGGCGGAGGUAUACAGUCACUCUGAGUGCCCUCUAGGUUUUUCGUGUGUCCCCUUUUAAACUUGGAACCCGAGGCAAAUUGCCCCUGCUGAAUUCAUUAAACCAUUAUUUGUAACUUAGUACCUGUUAACGUUUAGUUCGUAAAAUGAGUAACGUACAGAAACUUAGUAAAAUUUAUUGCAAUUCCAGACGUCUCCAAAUGCAGACUCAUCAGAGGAAAAACCAGAAUACAACAGACUUUCAUUUCAUCAUUUCUGUUAUUCUGUUGAUCUACGCAGUAUUUGUGAUCUACAAGUCACCUCUUCUGUUAAUUGUUAUUUGAAGUGAGUAAACCACUAAGCUUAUUAUAGACUUUCUUUCAAGUAUAAAAGUUUUUAGUGUAUUAGUGUGAAAAAUUGUGCUCUUUGAAACAGUUGUCGGGAGUUGACAGAAUGCCAAAAGUGGGGGGGGGGAUAGUAACCCUUCCCGAACUGUGUGGAUAAAAUACAAUCAUUCAGUAUCAUUCAGCCGUGUAAAUAAACACGGGUUAAUUAUUACUACUCUACUUAAGAUGCUGUGGGGCGAUAGCAGUCCAGCUAUUUUAACGCUACUUUUUACUCUUAUUCACAGGUACUCGUACCCAUUCUUCGGCAGUGCAGCUCCAGUAAUCACCAGUCCCCCAGUAGAAGUGCGCCGACAUAUGGAAGUCCUGCUACCGAAAUCAUUUUGUGCUUUUGAUUUUGCAACCAAUCCUGAAGUGUUAAAGGAAACGCUAUCAAGGUAACGUAUAGAUUUACACCAAGCGUCUUUUUCUGUUUCUGCUGAUCUCUUUAGAACUAUUUUUGCAACGUUUGUUUGACAGUGGCGAAGCUAGCCAUGGCAUUAGCCAUUCCGAAGUUGAUGAGUGGACUGGGGACGAGCGUUAAAAAGUGCCCAAAUUAAGAAUUGAACCAAAUCACUAAAAAGACCACGUCAAAAUUAGUAAGUAUACAAAGUUUGACGACGUUUACAUGAAUACCCUUCGAAUAAUAAGCUUUCGAAAAUGGUGGUAGUUUACUAUGAAAUGUAUUGUAAUUUUUGUUUUUGGGAUGCGCGUCCCAAAAACAAUCUUUUAAUCAGUAAUUUCACAAUUUUCGAAAGCUUAUUAUUCGAAGGGUAUUCAUGUAAACGUCUUCAAACUUUGUAUACUUACUAAUUUUGAGGUGGUCUUUUUAGUCAUUUGGUUCACUUCUUAAUUUGGCACUUUUUAACACUCGUCCCCAGUCCUCUCAUCAACUUCGGAAUGGCUAAUAGGUUAAAGACAACACGUUUUCUAAAUGUUUGAAUAAUGCAAAUCAUUAAAAAUUUGCAUAGCUUGACCUGUUGUUGUGGCUAGCUUCGCCACAGUUGUUUUAAAUCAAGUUCAUCCUUAUAACACAUGGAAUUUGAUAGCUUUUCACUGUCAUUAUGUAGAACGAAUAUUUCUAUAAGAUGUCAAUGUUCAAAUUUUUAAUUUAACUCUCUACCAUCUGAAGAAAUUAACUCUGUUUUCUUAGCAAGCUUAUUUUAAUUUAGGCUCCCUUUAAACACGCAUUAACUGAGGCAGUCAUUUAUUUAAAUUUAUAAUACUAUUUACAUUUAACCUCGGCAGACAAAUGUGCACGAUCAUCAAUAUGCUAUUAAAAUUAACAUUAACAACAAUUAUGAAAGCUUUUUCAGUAUUUGAGGCAAAAAAUACUUUCAAUUUCAUCUGAAAUUUAUUACGAUUGUAAAUAUAAUACACAUGUAAUAUUUUUUUAGCAGCAAAAUAAAUCAUCAACUUCUGAAGCUAUCUAGUAUAGGCAACGUUAGUUUAGUUACAUUCUGUGAGGGAUCCUAUAAUUUCGAACCAUUUUCUUAGAUUUUUCAGCACGGUUUGAAAGAUUUUUUGUAAUAUUUUAUUCUAAAAUUGUUUCACAGUGUUCCUCUAGUCAUUGAAGUUUGGCAUCGUGAUCCUCUGACGAAAGAUGUCUUGCUUGGCGUUGCCAGGGUAACACUGGGUCACGUGUUUGCUGCUAAGAAACUUAAAGCUGCAGUAAGUUUGGUACCCUUGGGUUUUAAACUUUUAGAAUGUUUUCGUUCUCGUUCCUUUUUUUUAGAUGAUAACUUGUAUAUUUUGUUCUUGUAGAGAGGGAAACCGAGUACUUACGGGCAAAUUUUAAGUGAGAGGGUUCAUAUUAUUGCUGACGAUAGGUAGGUUUGAGUGACUACUGUAUGUUCAAUGUGCGAUAAAUCAAAGAUGUACCCAUACUUUUUCUCCCUACUGUUUCCCCUUCUGUGUCCUUAAAUAAGUGCUUAUUGUCUCUUAAGGAAGCCAAUUGGAGAGUUGAAUGUUGUGUUGGGACUAGAAGAUCUUGGACCGGUAUCUCGUGAGCACUUGCAGGCUCAUAUGAAUGGAUCUGAGGUAGACUGCGUCAUGAUAUCAUGAAAGUUUUAAAAUACACAUUACAUGGAAAUUUCAAAUCUUUUAAACUGUAUAUGUUCUUGUUUCAGGCUUUGUCCAAUGCGGAAAGUCCGCAGCGUAAAUCACCUACCAAACCUCGGAAAGAAGAUUCCAGGAAUAGAGAACCUACGAACAACGAUCCCAGAAACAAUGACCCCAGGAUGAUGGCAGAAUAUCAAACCGCUCUGGAACUUGAAAUGUGGAAACAGCAGCAGGAAGAACUUUUCACAGCACAAGUAUGUCUAACUAAUUUAUAUAUUCGUAGGGCCGCAUGUUCGAUUCCUGCCUGAGGCUUGCGGUUGCGUUUUUUUGCAACUGUUCAUGGUCAGGUUUAAAAUUGUAUAUAAAUUUUCACUGAUUUCACAUCGACUUAAGGAAGGCCUGUUAAUCUUUUUCAAUUCUUUUCAGUAUCUAGAGAGAGGUAAUAUAUAUUAGUCCUCGUUUGUGUUAUCUAUUGUUUAGUUGAAGACGAAGGAGGUGGAAAAGAUUAGAACGUUGACAGAGGAAUGGAGAAAACGAGAUAAAGAAAGGGAGAUUUUAACAAAGAAAAAGGUGAGUACUUCAUUGACGUAACACUUAAUAUGUAAAAAAACCCGACAAUUUUGAUCGGAAGCCAAAAACUGGGACUGGAUUAUGUGAAUGUGGUCAGUUAAAAUGCCAUAAAGUCCAAAUGUAAACUUUGAAAUGAAUUCAUUUCAAAAACUUUGUUAAACGUAUUGAUGCCUUAUGAAGAAAAUCCAAAAGAAAUCAAUGUUUUAUGAGGCGCUGCAUCCACAUGCCGCAUUUUCCUGAUUUGCAUGAACUUUUCCCUCGAUUUUCUCAGAUAGAACGACUUCUUUUUAAUAGUUGUUUAAUAACACGACGAUUUAUAUUAUACAAUUACUUUAUGGUUUCCGUGUUUGGAUGGCCUGAUCCAAACACGCGGGAAUGUUGCGAGGGUUAAGAAAAGCGAGCGAAAUCACGAGCCGAAGACGAGUGAUUUUGCCCGCUUUUCUUAACUCGAGCAACAUUCCCAAGUGUUUGGAUCAUUCCAUCCAAACACGGAAACCAUAAAGUAAUUGUUUUAUAAAAUAACAACAACACGAUAGCCUUCCGUGUUUGGAUGGCCUGAUCCAAACACGGGUUUCGCCAAUCAGAAUACGCGUUAUGUACAUGUUAUUUUAUAAAUAUACUUGCAUGUAUUUCACAAGCUAGAUAGAUACAGUAUGCUUCACAUCAUAAUUCACGAAACAGGGAGUAUUAAUUAAGUUAGUAGACAAUUUUAGAAUGGUCACAACUGAAAUGUCCGCAACGUUUUGUGGAAAUUUCUGUUAUUAUGGAUUGUUAAAAAAUAAGGGUCCCCGACGGAAAGUGUUUAACAAUGAAUUAUAUGACAAUAAAACUAUAGGAAAGUUUGGUUUAACAGUGAUAAGCUAACAUAAUUAAAAUAAAUCUUGAUUUCAUUUCGCAUGCAAAGUGAGUAAUAUUAUGAUUUCCAUCUUUAGCUUGAAGAAUAUUCCCAGCUGGAGGAAAAACUAAAGAAAACUAUCAGUGAUAUAGAGAAGAGAGAAAGACAGCUAUCAGCAAGUGAAACUGAGGUAUGCUUAUUUAAUUAUUUGCUCUGUAACAUCCAUUCUCUGGACAAGUUUUAGCCAUUAAAACUUUUGUUAUAUGCAAAGAAUUUUUCACAUUGUUGUGAAGAAUAGACAUUUCCCGAAUUUGCUGGCUGGCAAUAACGACUUCUUUACAAUGGACUACGUUGUUCGCCUCGUGUCUAUUAUUUUUAUUUCUAUUAUUCGUACAUGUUAUUCAUAUGAAUAAUUUUGGUGAAGAAUUAUUCACUAGUUGAAUAAUUUUUGGUGAAGAAUUAUUCAUUUGAUAAGUAGUUUUGAUGAAAAAUGAUUUGCUUUUAAUAUAAUUUAUUUAAUGAAUAAUUUGGGUGAAGAAUCAUUCAUUUAAUUAAUAGUUUUAAUGAAACAUUCGCUUAAUGAAUCAUUUUUGAGACGAAUUAUUCACUUAAUGAAUAAUUUUGGUGAAGAAUGAUUUUUAAAGAAUAAUUUGGGUGAAGAAUUCUUAAUUUAAUAAAUAGUUUUUAUGAAAAAUUAUUCGUUUAAUAAUUUUGAUGAAGAACGAUGUUUUAAUGAAUAAAUUGGGUGAAGAAUUCUUCUCUUGAUUGAUAUUUUUGGUGAAGAAUUAUUCACUUAACUGACGAACUAAAUACGGAAAAGAAAGACGCCAAGGCAAGAUUAAUUCUGUUAUAACCGCUUCCGCAGGACAUCCAGGAGUCGAAUGCAAUUAGGAAAUGUGUCUCUGGUGUAUAAGAUGCUGUUGUUACUUGCCAGUUUGCAAAGUUAGCGUUUUUCUUUUGCAUAUCAUUACGCAUUCAGGCAUGCAAGGAAAAUAUUCUAUUAUUUAUUAUUUGCUUAUUAGUUACUCUCAAAAAAAUAGCGCAAAUCUAUGGCACAACUGAUUCAGGUAUUUCUAAGAUUUAAUUUCUGAAAGAGAAUACGUGGUAUUAUUAUUCAGGUGAUCUGACGGUGAACAAAAGGACUGGGAGUAGCAACAGAAUAGAAAUCCAGUUCGUACCUUUAAUCACUUGUCACGCCCUGAUUCUUUUGUGAAACUGUUUGAAACUUUGUGUCUGUGUCUUGCACAGGGAAAUGAAUACCUGGGACAAAUUUGAGAUAGAAAUCUAAUACCGUUAAUGAGAUAUUGAGUAAUUUUAAAAAAUGGAUUUCUAUUUUACAACUAGUGCCAGGCCUUUUCCGAGUUCCGAGAUCACCUGGAUAUUUAGUUACGAGGAAAGAUAUUUAAGGGCAUCAAAAACUUCUUUCCUGAGCAAUGCCUUCAUCGAAAAGAAUAUCACAGAAUUAAUGCGUUUAAGAUAGAUAGAUAUAGGUAGAUAUAGAUAAACUUUAUUAAUGUGUCUGAUCUUCUAGCCGACCGAAAGUUCUACUAAUCGGGGACACCUAGUAUAUACAUGAUGUAAAAAUAUAUAUCUAAUAUAAAUACACAUAAACAUAAACACACUAAAAUAAUACUAUCUAUAUAUGCAUGCAUGGUACAUUUAGACAUGCACUUUCUGUUUGUUUCGACACUUAAAGCAGGUAUACAACCUAACUGAGUGAGCUUUCAAGAUUUUCCCGUCUGAUAUGUUUCUUAAUAGAUUUUUACACCUCUCUUCGAGUUAAAUUAAUUAUUACACGCUCAUUACUGUUCGUCACAGAUAUAUAAUGAACGUGAAAGUGCGAUGGGAACCAGAUAAUUGUACGACAGAUGGUUGAAUAGACUUAUAAGCAUCCGAUGUUUUGUUCAAUAUAUUUGAAUUUAAAACAGUUUUACUUAAAAUAGUAUACAUCGCUAUUGAUUUAUCGUAUAUACUGUUUUACAUGCACGCUUUGGACAUUGUCAGAGUUCAUGCGAAACGAUUUAUCAUAUAUAUGCAUCGUUUUCUAACUGUUCUGUACCUCUUAAUUGAUUCCAUCAGAAUUGGCGUUUUUACUGAUUUUUUAUGUUGCAUGCUUUAACUAAUAGAACACAAUACAUUAAAUUUCUUCAUAACUAGGCCUAUAUAUUUACAGACAUUGUAGUCACAGUAUUGUGACUGUGUGAAAAAAGUUAUUUAUAUUCAAUAAUAUUCACUAACUAACCGUCGAAAUUUAAAUCCAAUCAUUGGAAUCCUAAAUAGUCGACCUUCCUUUUGCGCAGUGAAACACAAACUUUAUGACGUAACUUUUUUGUAGUUUACUUGUUUGUUUUUAAAGAGUAUUUUGGCUUUUUCAUGCACGUCCCAUAUGAAUAUUAGGGACUGGUCAUAAAGUAACUGCUAGGGUGGGCUGGAGGUAAAUCACAAAUUUUGCCCGAAAAGCUUGGUGACCCAUCUUAGGAUGUAGAUAAAAAUUUCAAAGCCCAUCUAAUCUUACCAAAUUUAUUUCAUGACCCACCCACCCAAUCUAAAUUGGGAAAAUACAAUUUUAUAAUAAAAACAACUUGCAGGUAUGAACAUUGUAAAUACACACCGGCACUGUAUUGACAUACGUAAUUCCACCAAGCUUGACCAGCACAUUCAUCACCUGAAUUACGAUACUGAGCUGCUCUCCAGUUGGUUUUGUUUGCUGUGAUUCGACCACUUCUUGUUGUUGUACAGUAUAAAACAAAGUACUGGCUUCAAUAGCAUCAUUUGCAUUUGAUAAUUUGGAUAGUUUUGUUUACUUUUAUUAUUAAUAUCUUUAUGUAAUAUAUAAUUAACAUGGGUUUUUGUUUGGUGGCCCAACCGUGGACAUAUCAAAAAAUUGGCGGCCCAUCGAAACUACCCAAAGAUUUUCCAUGGCCCAUCCCAAAUCACUCCAGCCCACCCUAGCAGUUACUUUAUGACCGGUCCCUUAUGAUGGUGAUACGAGCAAAGAGAUUCAAGGGUCUUCCAAAGCUUCUUUUUUGAGCAAUUUCUUCGUACAAAAGAAUAUCACAGAAUUGAUGCUGGAAUUUAAAAUCACUAUAUAUAAUGUAAUAGAUAAUUCCAACUAUAGUCUAAAUUUUGAUCUAGGUAAGAAGACCAAAAUCCAUCACCACAGCUACAAAGAGCAUGUUAAAAUUAGUAAAAUAGCAAAGUUUGGCCGCGAAAUGUUGUAAAAUGCGAAAAAUAUAGUUCUGCGAAAUUUGCAAAUUUUGUAUUAAUUUGUAUUACGCACGGGAGAAUGCAUCACUUUCGACCCAAAUGGGGUGCAUUUUCCUGUGCGUAAUACAAAUUAAUACAAAAUUUGCAAAUUUCGCAGGGCUAUAUUUUCCGCAUUUUACAACAUUUCGCGGCCAAACUUUGCAAUUUCACUAAUUUUAACAUGCUCUUUGCUGUAGCUGUGGUGAUGGAUUUUGUUCUUCUUGCCUAGAUCAAAAUUUAUUCCAUAGCUGGAAUUAUCCAUGCAUUGACCAGUUACGCUACACAAUGUAAUCAAACAAUAUUAUUUACAAACAAAGCGCUAAAAUUUAUAGCAAUCGUUCACGUUGGAAUCCUGACUAGUAUACACCUUUUUGUGCACCACAACACAAACGUUUGAAAGGUUUGUUCCGUUUUAUAGUUCACUUUUUCCACAUUCCGUGAAUAUUAUGAUGGUUACGAGCAAAGAGAUUUAAGGGUGUUAAAAGCUUCUUUUCUGAGUAACUUCUUCGUCCAAAAGAAUAUCACAGAAUUGAUGCUUGAAUUUAAAAUCACUAAUGUACUUGACCAGUUACGAUACACAAUGUAAUCAAAACUUUCGACGGUAAAGAAGACUGUCCCCUGUGUUAAAGGUAGCAAGAAAAGAGCAAAACAGAUAACGACAAGAAAGCAAGAUCUUGCGUGCCGGCUUUCGCGAAUAAUUUGCCUUUUCGUAAUAUGUUGAUUUCCAUCACUUUCGCAUGCUGGCCUUCUUUCGGAACGAAUUAGCUUUCGUAUUACAAGAUAUAUUCUUGUGUAAACAAAUCCAGUAAAAAGGAAAAAUGCCAGUAUCCAUCCCAUUCGGACAAUUAUGGUUACUGUGUGAUCACGGAAUGAAUAUACAUUUGCUGAAAAUAGAGCAAGUCCACUUCCACACACAUAGAUUAAAAUUCGUUUUUUUGUCAGUUUGGUUUGGUAGUAAUAAGGAUGCAGCACUCCAAUGUAUCUUUCUAUUGUCAUUGCGGAUAGUGUUGCCGUUGACAAUGCACAAGUUAGGUAAGUGGUUCGAAGAGCUAGAAUGUUUAAACUGCAGUUAUUGUCCAGAAAUGGGAACAAUAAAUAAUAGAUGAAAAUAGGUAUACCUAGAAAACCAACGCCUAAAUCGACGACAGAUUGAAGUAAGAUGACGAAGUAACAAACUUUGCUUCUGAGUUGAGACGAUUUUCUUAUUGUUAUUACUGAGAUUCCGUUUAAUAAUAUUGUUGAGAACAACAAUAUGCUGUUGAUAACAAGCAAUGCAAUUCGAGAACCUUCGUACUUUUUGUUCGGAAAUUGAUCUAAAAUCACAUGAGUAGUUUCGGCAAAUUUGCACGUUGUCAAAAAGGCAUCAUUCUCUUCGCUGUCAUUCAUUAUUUAUGAUGGCAAAUUGUAAGCGUGUUGCCCAGUUGCUUGCACUGCAACGUUUUAUAUCAAAGAACACAGUGAACUGAAGUAUAAAACAUAUAGUGUGAACCACAACUCACAAGCGAUAUUGUGGCUCAGAAAUGAAACUGUUAAAUUGCUGGAAUAUGUUUCUUAAUAGAUUUUUAUACCUCUUUUCGCGUUAAGUUAAUUAUACACGCUCAUUACUGUUCGUCGCAGAUAUAACAAUGGAAGUGAAAGCGCGAUGGGAACCAGAUAAUUGCACGACAGAUGGUUUGAUAGACUUAUAAGCAUCCGUCGUUUUGGUCAAUAUAUUUGAAUUUAAAACAGUUUUACUUAAAAUAGUAUACGUAAUGUAUGAACAACGAGAGCAAGUGUUUCACCGGGAUAUCCAAACACGAGAAAACAAUGUAUCAAAACACGAGCACAAAGCGCGAGUGUUUUCAUACAUUGUUUUCGAGUGUUUGGAUAUCCCGGUGAGACACGAGCUCGAGUUGUUUAUAUGGCUUCUCAAAUGAAUCGAGACGUAACAGAAUGUUUUCGUUUGCUGAUUUGAAUAGAGUUCUUCACCAAGCAUAACGUAAUUAGGAAUUCUAUUCAAGUAAUUUUGCAUGCGUAAUUAAGAUAUUUGAUGAAAACACUAGUGACUUUCAUCAAAUAUCUUAAUUACGUAUGCAGCUAAACUGUGUCUGACGGUGUUCGACCGCGGUAUCCAAACAGCAUCUUGUGACGGAAUGCUUACAUGCUAUUGGUUUAAUUACUCAUGAAUUAUUAAUGAAUUUGAGAAAUUGUUAUCAUGAUUUAUCGUACAGUUGUACAUGCACCCUUUGCACAAUGUCAAAUAAACACAAGUGAACUGUUAAAAGAAUAAAUAAAGUUUGUCUUGUGGUGCACCAAAUAAAUGGUGCAUCACCAUGGCUAUAUAGUUAAGCCUGUAAAUAAAUAGUUAUAAAAAAAAUCAUGUCUCAUGCAUUUUGUAAUACCGUUAAUUUUGUUUCAUGUGAUUAUUGUUAAUAACCUUAAAUAUUCAGUUAAAACGCGAUUUCUGAAGACAGAAUCAAUUUGGAGGCGUACGUACGGUACAGUUGGAGAACGAUUCAUUUGAAAAAUGAAUCGUUUGCUGGAAAAUGGCAGAUUGAUGUUUCUAGUAAAGUUUGUUCGAUCUUGCUCAACAAACUGUUUUGUUUUCACAAUUUUUUUUGGAUCAAUAAUGCUUAUACAAUAUGUUAUCUAGUCUAAGAAUAACAGUUACAUAAGAAUUAAUAACUUAUAAAUCGAAGAUCCAAAAAGGCAAGACACAAACGGGACUCUUGAAAAAGGACCCGUGCUAGGCACCUGCCAGCAAUUUAGAUUUUAUGUACUUAAAUAUUAAACAUAUUUGUAUAUAUAAUUGUAUAUUAAAAGUUCUUAAAUGGAAUAAUGAAUUAAGAAAGAGAAAGUAUAUGAUAGGAAGUGUAGAGUAAGUAAGUAAGCAAGACAUGCAGGCAGAAACAGAAAUAAGAUAGGCAUAUAGACAGACGAAGAGGCAGACGAAGAGGCAGACGAAGAGACAGACAGGUUGACCCAGCUAUAUGUUCAAAAAACAACGAAAAUAUAAUUUAUUAAUAAAACAAUCAGCUUCGUAUUCAGCUGUAAACACAACAGUAUUUACAAGUUUUUUAGUAAUUUUAUUCAUUAGAAAUCUAUUGAUUAAAAAAUACCUCUAUAUACACUGUUAAACGAAACUUUGUGGCUUUCUCAGUGGCGCCGUGGUUUCCCUUAUUGUUGAGACCCGUCGGAAAAUUGUCAAUGUUGUCGGAAUCUUCGUGGUGAAGCAUGGGAAAAAUGCUAUGGAAAUUGGGUAAAGUGCUACGAAAGCAAUUGUGAUGUUAUUGUCCGGAAAAUUUUUUUUACCCGGAAAAAGUGGGGAGAGAUUUAAAAUGUUGUUGUCCGGAAAAAUUUUUUGUUGAAAAGGUACUGCCUUCCCUCCCCCCCCCAAAAAAAAACAUGAGUCCGACGGCGCCACUGGGCUUUCUUCGUCAGUUUGGCGAAAACGUAGGUUCGUUUAUUAACACAAAAAAAAUUGCUUGUCUUUUACCGGAACGGGAAGCCAUUAUGUUCCGGAGGUGAAUAGUAUAAGGAGUAUCCGGAGCUCCACCUCCUAAAUAUAUGCUAAUAAUUAAUAUACAUGCAGGAAAGGAGAUAUAAAAUCUAUUUAGCGUAAUUGUUUGUACAGAUAAUAUAGUAUGGUUUUAUGGUUUCGAGUGCAAUUUGGAAUAAAACAUGCACGAGUGUGUUUUUCGAAGACGAUAAAAAAACCGUCUUUGGAAAACUCACGCGAGUAUGUUUUUCCAAAUUGGACGAUAAAACACACUAUUACUUAUUAAUGAUAUUCAUGAAAAUAUUACACUAUUACACUCUUCGACGACAAUUAUACGUACUCGUGCAUCCACCUGCACCGUUUAAGCUUUCAUUGUUUUCAUUGCUCGGUUUGCAAACUUUUUCAGCUUAUGUGCUCCUUGUAUUUAAUAAACGGUUGUUAAAUUAACGUAAGAUUUUCAGUUAAAUGUGCACAAAAACGUCGUCAGAAAAUGAAAAUUUACAUUGCUAUAUAUCUGCCGCCAUAUUGAUUUUAUCUGCCUCGUUUCCAGGUUCUGCUCUUGUCUUGUUAAAUUGCACAAUGUACACUUUCAAAAAAAUUGCCCUGCUUUUAGCCAAUCUGAAUCCAUGCAGUAUUUUUUCAUGUAGCUAUAUUCUUAUAUGCAUGUAAUAUUUUUGCAAGAAAUGUCCGUAACUUAGUACUAUACGUAUAUUUUAGGGUUUUAAUUAAAUAUCAAGGGCAAUUUAAAAUUGCAUUGAUAAAAAACAAUAUAAGGUGUUUUCAUGUAAAUAUUCCACCAAUUUAACAGUCUUACUAUGUAUUAUUUUAAAUAAACUGCUUUAAAUUAAAAUAUAUAUUGAAUAACACACCGGAUGCUUAUAAUUAUACCCAAGCAUCUGUCGUUUUACUAAGACAAUAUAAAGUGUCUUUAUGUAAAAUCCCAUCAAUUAACAGUUUUAUACCUUUCAGCUGAAGUAUCGCUUUUGCAUGGUUCAUGGUCAAUACUUUAUUUUAGUUCUUUCUGAGUUUGCUGUGUUACAUGAUAUAAAACGCUGCGCAGCAACUGGGCAACAGGCUUACCAUUUCCCAUCAUAAAUAAUGAAUGAGAGCGACAUAAAUGAUACUUUUUUGACAACGUGCAAAGUUACGGAAAAUUCUCAUGUCGUUCUAAGCCAAUUUCCGAACGAAAAGUAUGAAAGUUAUCGAAUUGCAGUGCUUGUUUAACUGCAUCUUGUUCUUCACAACGAUAUUAUUAAACGGAAUCUCAGUAAUAACAAUAAGGAAAUCGUCUCAACUCAGAAGCAAAGUCUGCUACUUCCCUAUCCUUCUUCAAUCCGUCGUCGAUUUAGGCGUUGGUGUUCUAGGUAUACCCAUUUUCAUCUACUAUUUGUUGUUUCCAUUCCUGGAUACUGCGAAUUGCACUUUCAUCGUUCUGGCCUUUCGAAACACACACCUGACUUGUGUAUUGUCAAUGAUAACCCUAUCUGCAAUGACAAUGGAAAGAUACAUUGGAGUGAUCCAUCCUUACCACUACCAAACCAAAGUGACAAAGAAACGAAUUUUGAUCUAUGUGUUUGAAAGUGGAUUUGUUCUAUUUUCAAUAAUUGCUUAUUCAUUCCGUAAUCGCAGAGUACUCAGCAUCAUCAGAAGGGAAUUGAUUGUGGUAUUUUUCCUUUUUACUGGAUUCGUUUACACAAGAAUAUAUCUUGUGAUACGAAAGCUAAUUCGUUCUCAAAAAAGACCAGCCCGCGAAAGUGAUGGAAAUGAAAAUAUCACAAAAAAGCAAAUUUUACGCGAAAGCCGGCAUGCAAGAUCUUGCUUCCUUAUCGUUUUCUGUUUUGCCCUUUUCUUGCUACCUUUCGCCUUCCGGUGUUAGUGUUGAUUUUACUGUGUAUCGUAAUUGGUCAGUUACAUCAGUCAUUUUAAAUUCAAGUAUCAAUUCUGUGAUAUUCUUUUGGACGAAGACACUGCUCAGAAAAGAAACUUUUAAGACACUUAAAUCUCUUUGCUCGUAACUAUCAUAAUAUUCCCAGGAAGUGUUCUUCAAACACAAAUAAGUGAACUAUAUAAAAGAACAAAACAUUUGUGUUUUGGUGCACAAAAAGAAAGUGUAUUCUUCAGGAUUCCAGCGUCAACUAUUGUUUUACAUUUUCACCAACAUUCACAAUAUUGUGUCUCUAUAUACUUGUAAAUAUAUAUAGUAAUCAACAAAUUUAUAUAAUACCAUGUUGUACUUUUGCUGCACUAUGUAAUAUCUGAAUUUUAGUUAAUUAGUUCAUGCAUGUAAUUCUUGUUAAAAUAAAGAUUCUAAAAGUUUCAGUAAAAACGCCAAGUGUUGAUUCUCGUUGAAUCAAUUCAAAGCUACAGUACAGAUAGAAAACGAUUCAUACAGGGACGCAGCGACCGGGGGGAGGGUGUAUGAGUAAUUUCAGGGAAAUUUCUGGGUGAUUCUUUCUGAUGUACAGGUAAAUUAUAUAGUAUAGCAUUGACUGGCAAACGUGGACGUUAAAAUGGAAAGCAAGCUAAGAAUUUUAGUUGCAUUUCUUGGUUUCCUGAGUAUCUAAAUAUUCAAAAUUUUAUUGGGGCCCAUUCCCCCCGAAUCCCCUAGUACACUUAGCCCCGUAUCCCAACCUCAUUUUGGUAUCUCAUGAUAUGAUCAAUCCUGCUACUUGAAUUCACUCAUGAAAAAACCACACUAAAUUUCAAAAACUGCUUUGAGGUAACGUAAAAAGUGAUUUAGAAAAUCAGGUAAUUUGGACUUUACACCCCCAGUUUGGUUUCGCGAUAGCCUCGGGCGAUGGGGCGAUGGUACUAAUUCCGCUUGUUGUAUGCUACAGGAAAAGAGAUAAAAAAUGUAUUUAGCGUAAUUGUUUGUACAGAUAAUAGUAUGGCUUCGAGUGCAAUUUGGAAUAAAAUUUGCACGAGUGAGUUUUUCGAAGAGGAUAAAAAAUGUUUUUCGAAAUUGGACGAUAAAACACACUAUUACUUAUUAAUGAUAUUCAUGACAAUAUUACACUCUUGGAGAACAAUUUUUCGUACUCAUGCACCUGCGGCGUUUAAGCUUUCAUUGUUUUCAUUUCUUGUUUGCAAACUUUUUCAGUCUAUAUGUGCUCCUUGUAUUUAAAGUUGUUAAAUUAACGUAAGAUUUUCAGUUAAAAGUAAACAAAAACGUCGUCAGAAAAUAAAAAAUUACAUUGCUAUAUAUCUGCCGCCAUGUUCAUUUUAUUUGUCUCGUUUCCAGGUUCUGCUCUUGUCUUGUUAAAUUGCACAAUAUAUGUACAAUUUCAAAAAAAUAUCCCUGCUUUUAGCCAAUCUGAAUCCAUGCAGUAAUUUUCAUGUAUAUAUUCUUAUACGCAUGUAAUAUUUUUGCAAGAAAUGUCAGUAACUUAGUUCUAUACGUAUUUUUUUGGGUUUUAAUUAAAUAUCAAGGGCAAUUUAAAAUUGCAUUGAUAAAAAGCAAUAUAAGGUGUCUUCAUGUAAAUGUUCCAUCAAUUUAACAGUCUUACUAUGUAUUAUUUUAAAUAAACUACUUUAAAUUAAAAUAUAUUGAAUAACACACCGGAUGCUUAUAAUUAUACCCAAGCAUCUGUCGUUUUACUAAGACAAUAUAAAGUGUCUUCAUGUGAAAUCCCAUCAAUUAACAGUUUUACUUUUCAGCUGAAGUAUCGCUUGUGCAUGGUUCAUGGUCAAUACUUUGUUUUAGUUCUUUCUGAGUUUGCUGUGUGACAUGAUAUAAAACGCUGUGCAGCAACUGGGCAACAGGCUUACCAUUCCCAUCAUAAAUAAUGAAUGAAAGCGAAACAAAUGAUACUUUUUUGACAACAUGCAAAGUGGGAGAGAAUUUUCAUGUCGUUCUAAGCCAAUUUCCAAACGGAAAGUAUGAAAGUUAUCGAAUUGCAGUGCUUGUUAUCAACUGCAUCUUGUUUUUCACAACGAUAUUAUUAAACGGAAUCUCAGUAAUAACAAUAAGGAAAUCGUCUCAACUCAGAAGCAAAGUCUGCUACUUCCCUAUCCUUCUUCAAUCCGUCGUCGACUUAGGCGUUGGUGUUCUAGGUAUACCCAUUUUCAUCUACUAUUUGUUGUUUCCUUUCCUGUAUACUGCGAAUUGCACUUUCAUCGUUCUGGCCUUUCGAAACACACACCUAACUUGUGUAUUGUCAAUGAUAACACUAUCUGCAAUGACAAUGGAGAGAUACAUUGGAGUGAUCCAUCCUUACCACUACCAAACCAAAGUGACAAAGAAACGAAUUUUGAUCUAUGUGUGUGGAAGUGGAUUUGUUCUAUUUUCAGCAAUUGCUUAUUCAUUCCGUGAUCGCAUAGUAAUCAGAAUUGUCGGAAGGGAAUUGAUUGUGGUAUUUUUCCUUUUUACUGGAUUCGUUUACACGAGAAUAUAUCUUGUGAUACGAAAGCUAAUUCGUUCCCAAAAAAGACCAGCCCGCGAAAGUGAUGGAAAUGAAAAUGUUAUAAAAAAGCAAUUUUUUCGCGAUAGCCGGCAUGCAAGAUCUUGCUUCCUUAUCGUUAUCUGUUUUGCUCUUUUCUUGCUACCUUUCGUACUGUCCAGGGUCUUCUUUACUGGUGUUAGUGUUUAUUUUACUGUGUAUCGUAGCUGGUCAAUUACAUCAAUCAUUUUAAAUUCAAGCAUCAAUUCAGUGAUAUUCUUUUGGACGAAGAAAUUGCUCAGAAAAGAAGCUUUGAAGACCCUUAAAUCUCUUUGCUCUUAACCAUCAUGAUAUUCACAGGAUGUGGAAAAAGUGAGCUAUAAACGGAAUAGACCUUUUAAACGUUUGUGUUGCAUGUGGUGCACAAAAAGGUGUACACUAGUCAGGAUUCCAACGUCAACGAUUGCCCUAAAUUUUAGCAGUUUAUUUGUAAAUAAUGUUGACUUUAUGUGAUUUUUUCAACACUUUAAUAUUGUAUCUAUAUACUUGUAAAUAUAUAGUAAUCAAGAAAAUAAUUUAAUACCCAAUGUUAAGGCCCGAUUUACUCUACACAACUUUUGUCUAACACUGUCGCAUGCAACCUGCUUAUCAAAUAUAAAUCGGGCUUUAUUUGUGCUGUAUAUUAUGUAAUAUAUUUGCUGUAUUAUGCAAUUUUAGUUAAUCAGUUAAUGUAAUUCUUGUUAAAAUAAAGAUUCUAAGGGGCAGACUUUUAGAAAAGUGAUGGAGGGGGCCGGGGGGGGGAGACUUUUCGGCUUUCACGAUUUUUUAAGGUAUUUUUCUUUGCUUUCCCUCUUUGAACGAGUGUUUUUUCCUUUGUUUUCCUUUGCGCGAAUUUUUUGCCCCCCCCCCCGGCCAUCACUUUUCUAACGGUCCGCCCCUAAAAGAUUCAGAAAAUUGAUUCUCGUUGGAUCAAUUUUAAUAGAGCUACAGUAUGUACAGUUAGAAAACGAUGUAUAUGAAAAAUUGUUUCGCACUAACUCUGACAGUGAUCAAGGGAGUGCUUGAAAAAUUGAAUGAUGUAUGAAAAACAUUGUAUAUAUUAUAAUCAAAUGAAUAAAAUUGUAAGGUCAAAUAAAAUGAAUAAAAUGCUGUAUCCUUCGUACACUUUUCCUUCAUUUUUGUCCCAUAACAGCAAAUUAUAGGCAUUUCUAUCAAUAAUAAAUCGUAUUAGUACUGCAAAAUAUAGUGUCUUUUUGGAACGCCCUGUAUAUUUCUUCGUUAUCUUUUCAAAUUAAACAGCUGUUGAGAAUGAAAGAGGAACAAAGACGAGAACAUGAACGAAAGAUGGUGGAACUUCGUGAAGCGUCUCGUCGAAUGAAAGAAGAUUGCGAACAUCAGAUUGAAAUAGAAAG